This is a messenger RNA of Talaromyces proteolyticus, 5796 nucleotides long. Its product is annotated as putative AMP binding domain protein. Lineage: Eukaryota; Fungi; Ascomycota; Eurotiomycetes; Eurotiales; Trichocomaceae. The record is from RefSeq and is a predicted model, not a curated record. Gene Ontology annotation, cellular component: cytosol. The coding region runs from base 1 to 5796 and encodes 1931 amino acids. The transcript is spliced from 7 exons.
AUGGGUGCAGCUGACGUUGCCGCUCCCACCCUGAAGAGCGGACGCAGCGGAGUACUCAGAACCACGUACCAUCUGGAUUGCCAACAUCCGCCUUCACAGGCUCACUGCAGAAGCCUUGGACUGAGGUUGCAAACCAUUGGAAGCAUUGCUGCUUCUUUCCUUCUUUCGGAUGAUUUUUUUUUCGCACUGUCCCAGAGAGUACAGCCCCGGCUAAUCAUGGCGGAGUACAACCCGGAACUACAACUUGCCUUGCAAGACCUCGACCGAGAAUUUGAGGAUGGUGAUAUCACAGAGAAGGGAUACCAGAAAAGACGAACUCUUUUACUCUCACAAUUCGGCGGAUUUAGCCUCGAUGCGCCCCAGGGACCAACAGUCAAUAUCCAAGGCCCACAAGGAGAGGUCUCAUCGGGGAGAUACGCAAGUGUGGGAAGUGACGGCUCGUCAGGUGUACCAAGAGGAGAAACACCGGCGCUUCAAUUACCAGACCGAGCAGCGUCGAGAGCCUCCGUCGAUUCCCUCUUCCUCCCGAAACAGCCUCAGCAGCGUCCUCCAGUUGGCGUAACUUUAGAAGACUCUAGGUCGGCAACUUUGGCUAGUCAAAACUAUGCAUUCAAUCCCCACGAUCAGUAUGAGCAAGCGCGACCGGAGGCGGGUGGCUACGAAGCUGGUAUUUAUGAUCCCGAAGGGGAUCUCACUCGACAUUCAACCCUUCUUGAUUCGCAAGCGUACUUUUCCGAUUUCGCCGGUCAUCAAAAUGAUGACUAUAGGGACAGUUAUGGUGGUGGCUACCACCGUUAUUCACAGUCUGAUGCCUUUUCACCAACGGCUAAUAUGGCUCCACCAUUGAUGCCAACGUCGGAGAUAUCGCCAGGAAACAUGCUCUCUCACCUCCUACCUCUUGAGCCACGAGAUGUACCCUUUGCCGUACACGAUCCGCAUGACCCUAAUACACUCAUGUCUAACUUUGACAAUUUACCUGCAGUUUUGCGACAUCGCGCUAAAACACAUGCAAAACAGCCUGCUUAUUGGGUCUUGGACCAGAAAGGGAAAGAGAUUGCCUCCAUUACCUGGGACAAACUUGCGAGUCGUGCCGAAAAAGUUGCUCAAAUAAUUCGUGAUAAAAGCAGUCUUUACCGAGGAGACCGGGUGGCUCUGAUCUAUCGCGACACAGAAGUGAUUGAGUUCACUGUGGCUCUCAUGGGCUGCUUUAUUGCUGGUGUCGUUGCUGUUCCAAUCAACAAUCUUGACGACUACACGAGUCUCAAUGUCAUUCUCACAUCAACCCAGGCCCAUCUUGCCCUGACAACUGAGAACAAUCUCAAGAGUUUUCAGAGAGAUAUUACUACUCAAAGGUUGCAGUGGCCAAGAGGCGUGGAAUGGUGGAAAACGAACGAAUUCGGUAGCUAUCACCCGAAAAAGAAAGACGAUGUUCCGCCCCUUGUGGUGCCCGAUCUUGCGUAUAUUGAAUUUUCUCGAGCGCCAACCGGUGAUUUGCGUGGAGUUGUGAUGAGUCACCGCACAAUUAUGCACCAAAUGGCCUGCCUCAGCGCAAUAAUAUCUACUGUUCCUGGAAGCACUCGAGGCUCGUCACACCUACAGUCUCGGGGUUUGACUGGUGAAACGAUGUUCAGUUAUCUUGACCCAAGGCAGAGUAUUGGUAUGAUCUUAAGUGUUUUACUAACUGUUUAUGGUGGGCAUACAACGGUUUGGCUAGAGGCUCAGGCCGUAGAAACGCCAGGUCUUUAUGCUCAUCUUAUCACUAAAUAUAGAGCUACUAUCAUGGCAGCCGAUUAUCCAGGAUUGAAACGCGUCGCCUAUAAUUAUCAACAAGAUCCAUUAACUACGCGGCAUUUUAAGAAGAAUACAGAGCCUAAUUUUUCUUCCGUCAAGCUAUGUCUGAUUGACACGCUUACCGUUGAUUCGGAAUUCCACGAGAUUCUCGCAGAUAGAUGGCUUAGGCCUAUGAGAAAUCCACGUGCCCGCGAGAUCGUUGCACCGAUGCUCUGUCUGCCAGAGCAUGGAGGCAUGGUCAUUAGCGUCAGAGAUUGGCUGGGAGGAGAGGAACGUAUGGGAUGUCCUUUGACACAUGCACUGGAACCAGAGAAGCCGAAGGAGGAUGAGGCUACAAAGAAAAAAACAGACAACGACGGCUUCGGAAGUAGUUUGAUUGGUGGAAAGCCUGUGACCGCAGAGAAAGAGAAGAUUGCCAAGAAUGAGUUAGCAGAAGUCCUUCUUGACAAGGAAGCUUUGAAGUCAAACGAGGUUGUGGUUUUAGCUAUGGGCGAAGAGGCGAGAAAGCUUGCCGAAUCCCGCCCCAAUAGUGUUCGAAUUGGCGCUUUCGGAUACCCCAUUCCGGAUGCCACUCUUGCUAUUGUUGAUCCUGAAACCAAUCUUCUUUGCACCCCAAAUGUUGUCGGCGAAAUUUGGGUUGAUUCCCCUUCUCUUUCUGGAGGAUUUUGGGCAUUACCGAAACAUACAGAGACGAUUUUCCACGCUCGGCCAUAUAAAUUCGAGCCAGGAAAUCCUACCCCAGUAUUGGUGGAGCCAGAGUUCCUCCGUACUGGCCUUUUGGGCUGUGUCGUCGAAGGAAAGAUUUUUGUACUUGGAUUAUACGAAGAUCGUCUCCGACAAAAGGUUGAAUGGGUGGAACAUGGCCAGGAGAUAGUCGAACAUCGCUACUUCUUUGUGCAGCAUCUCAUCAUCAGUAUCAUGAGAAACGUUCCCAAAGUGAACGAUUGCUCCGCUUUUGACGUUUUCGUUAACGAAGAGCAUCUUCCAAUCGUGGUCUUGGAAUCUUACACUGCUUCUACAGCCCCAACAACCUCUGGUGGCCCCCCGCGUCAAUUGGACACCGCCCUCCUGGAAUCGUUGGCAGAAAGGUGCAUUGAGAUUUUAUAUCAUGAACAUCACCUACGGGUUUACUGUGUUAUGAUUACUGCCCCAAACACUUUGCCUCGAGUAACCAAAAAUGGUAGGCAAGAAAUCGGCAACAUGUUGUGUCGUAAAGAAUUCGACAAUGGGACAUUGCCGUGCGUUCACGUCAAAUUUGGAGCUGAACGAUCUGUGAUGAACCUGCCACUUGGAGUGGACCCGGUAGGAGGUGUGUGGUCGCCACUUUCGUCUGCAACCAGGCAAGAGAUUCUUGCCUUGGAAGAAAAACAGUACUCUGGAGCGGAUUACCGUGAUAUUGUCAUGGACGACAGGACCUCGACACCUCUCAAUAAAUUCACAAACAUCGUCGAUUUGCUUCAAUGGCGUGUCACAAGACAGUCAGAAGAGUUAUGCUACUGCUCUAUCGACGGCCGUGGCAAAGAAAGCAAGGGUAUAACGUGGAAGAAGUUUGAUACAAAAGUUGCAGCGGUUGCCGCGUAUCUCAAAAACAAAGUCAAAGUUCGACCAGGUGAUCACUUGGUCCUUAUGUAUACUCAUUCAGAAGAGUAUGUUUUUGCGGUACACGCUUGUCUCUGUCUCGGUGCCAUCGCUAUUCCCAUGGCCCCAAUCGAUCAGAAUCGGUUGUCAGAAGAUGCCCCUGCUUUCCUACACGUCAUUUCUGACUUCAAAGUCAAAGCCAUCAUUGUGAACAGCGAUGUUGACCAUUUGAUGAAACAGAAAGUCGUUUCUCAGCAUAUCAAGCAGUCCGCUCAAGUUCUCCGUAUUGGAGUACCGGCAAUUUAUAAUACUACGAAGCCCCCUAAACAAUCACACAGCUGCCGUGAUCUUGGCUUCACCAUGAACAAUGCGUGGCUAUUGCCUUCUCAUCCUGCUGUGAUCUGGUCAUACUGGACCGCUGAUCAACGAAGAAUUUCAGUACAAUUGAAUCAUGACACCCUCAUGGCAAUGUGCAAAGUACAGAAAGAAACAUGUCAAAUGACUAGCUCGAGGCCGGUUCUGGGAAGCGUACGUAGCACUAUUGGACUGGGUUUCUUACAUACUUGCUUGAUAGGAUGUUUUGUCGGAGCCCCAACAUAUUUAGUCUCGCCAGUGGACUUUGCGCAAAACCCCAUGUCACUCUUCGUUACUUUGUCAAGAUACAAGAUCAAGGAUACCUAUGCUACAGGCCAAAUGUUGGGGUAUGCAAUGAGCUCUAUAGCAGGAAAGGGCUUUAGUCUUCAAGAGCUGAAGAAUCUGAUGAUUGCUACGGACAAUAGACCCACAGUUGACAUGUACCAGAAAGUACGCCUCCACUUUGCAGCGGCUGCUCUCGACAGAACAUCAAUCAAUACGAUCUAUUCCCAUGUUCUCAACCCGAUGGUUACUUCUCGGUCAUACAUGUGUAUUGAGCCUAUUGAGGUGUGGCUGGAUCUACGCGCUCUCCGUCGAGGUCUGAUCUACCCUGUAGAUCCGGACAUCGACCCGACUGCUCUUCGUCUACAGGAUUCGGGUAUGGUACCAGUCAACACGCAGAUUGCGAUUGUCAAUCCUGAGACGUGCACUUUAUGUCACGUUGGUGAGUAUGGUGAGAUUUGGGUGCAAUCUGAUGCGUGCGCGAAGGCAUUCUAUGGCAGCAAACAAGAAUUCGACACCGAGCGAUUCAAUGGCAGGCUUCUUGAUGGUGAUCCUUCCGUACAAUACGUUCGCACUGGUGAUGUCGGAUUUCUUCAUACUGUUACCCGACCAAUCGGCCAUGGUGGGCAGCCAGUGGAGAUGCAAGUUUUGUUUGUUCUAGGAGGCGUUGGAGAGACCUUUGAAAUCAAUGGGUUGAACCACUUCCCUGUCGAUAUCGAAGCUUCUGUGGAAAGGUGUCAUAGGAAUAUUGUAGCUGGUGGAUGCGCUGUCUUCCAAGCCGGCGGUCUUGUUGUCAUUCUUGUUGAAGUGACAAGGAAGUCAUACCUCGCCUCUCUAGUCCCCGUCAUCGUCAAUGCUGUCCUCAAUGAUCAUCAAAUUGUGGCUGAUAUUGUGGCAUUUGUCUCCCAUGGAGACUUCCCCCGAUCUAGGCUUGGUGAGAAACAACGUGGCAAGAUUCUCGGUUCUUGGGUAACGAGAAAGAUGCGGACAAUUGCUCAAUUCAGCAUCCGUGAUGCAGAUGGACCCGAUCUUCAACUGGCAGACCAGGCUCGCAUGAGCAGAGGUUCCAAGACUGGAAGUAUCAUGGGUAAUAGUUUACGCAAAUCAACCCUUGUCCCCGAUAGUGAUUCCAGCACUCGAGCUCCCGCACCUUUCCACGAAGGCCGUGAACUUUCAGAUGAUCCGUAUCAAAUCCAAGAAGAUGAGGAAGAGAGACAUUAUCAGGAGAUACUCAACAACUCUAGUCACGAAUUGACUGAUGGCGCUGCCAGUGAAGCUCCCGAACAAGAAACCUUCUCCAACGAGCAAAGCUCUCUUCCUCUCGUGAAUACCGAUUUUCACGAUGUCGCAAGCGCAAAUAACCUUACUCCGGUAUUGACGCCCGAUCAUGGGUUUGACUUUGGUGCUGAAUUCGGCAAGUCAUCGGAUCACGUCAACAACCCUCAGAUAGAUGAACCUCCAACAAGGGUCGUUCCUUCAGUUGCCAUAGCACCACCGUCAACUGCGGGCUCCCAAGAGUCACGAAACUCCUUUGCGCCGCUGCAAGUCCGCAAUGCUGAUCGCGAUUCCUUACCUAGCCGCCAACCACAAUUCAGCCUCCCACCUGUCAACGUUAAUGACUCCCAAUCUUCUUGGUUCAAUAACCAAUCAAGCAGACCCAACUCCACCGAAGACUGGACGCAGGAAGCCCUCCUUUAUCAAACUCAUUUUGAUAACCCCCACUCUCAUGAGAAUGGUGGCGAAAGCUCGAGACACGGCCGAAAAGCGCACGAAGAAAACGAGUUCUUCUAA